GGGAGCCGGAAGCAGGAAGUGAGUUUGGGAACGGAGCGGCGCUGCAGGGCCCAUGGCGGACACCCAGUACAUCCUGCCCAAUGACAUCGGCGUGUCUAGCCUGGACUGCCGCGAGGCCUUCCGCCUGCUGUCGCCCACGGAGCGCCUCUACGCCCACCACCUGUCGCGGGCUGCCUGGUACGGAGGCCUGGCUGUGCUGCUGCAGACCUCCCCCGAAGCCCCCUACAUCUACGCCCUGCUCAGCCGCCUGUUCCGCGCCCAGGACCCUGACCAGCUGCUGCAGCACGCCCUGGCCGAGGGCCUCACCGAGGAGGAAUAUCAGGCAUUCCUGGUCUAUGCGGCAGGGGUCUUCUCCAACAUGGGCAACUACAAGUCCUUUGGCGACACCAAGUUUGUUCCCAACCUGCCCAAGGAGAAGCUGGAGCGGGUGAUCCUGGGGAGCGAGGCCGCUCAGCAGCGUCCGGAGGAGGUCCGGGGCCUGUGGCAGACCUGCGGGGAGCUCAUGUUCUCCCUGGAGCCUCGGCUGCGGCACCUGGGGCUGGGGAAGGAGGGAAUCACCACCUAUUUCUCCGGGGACUGCACCAUGGAAGACGCCAAACUGGCCCAAGACUUUCUGGACUCACAGAACCUCAGUGCCUACAACACUCGGCUCUUCAAGGAGGUGGACGAGGAAGGGAAGCCCUGCUACGAGGUGCGGCUGGCGUCCGUGCUCAGCACAGAGCCUUCUCCCGACUCGGAAGUGACGUCCAAGCUGAAGAGCUACGAAUUCCGGGGCAGCCGUUUCCAGGUGACCCGGGGUGACUACAGCCCCCUUCUGCAGAAGGUGGUGGAGCACCUGGAGAAAGCCAAGGCGUACGCAGCCAACAGCCACCAGGAGCAGAUGCUGGCCCAGUACGUGGAAAGCUUCACCCAGGGCUCCAUCGAGGCCCACAAGAGGGGCUCCCGCUUCUGGAUCCAGGACAAAGGCCCCAUCGUGGAGAGUUACAUCGGGUUCAUCGAGAGCUACCGCGACCCCUUUGGUUCCCGAGGAGAGUUUGAAGGCUUCGUGGCCAUGGUGAACAAGGCCAUGAGUGCCAAGUUCGAGCGGCUGGUGGCCAGCGCCGAGCAGCUGCUGAAGGAGCUGCCCUGGCCGCCCGCCUUCGAGAAGGACAAGUUCCUCACCCCUGACUUCACCUCCCUGGAUGUCCUCACCUUCGCCGGCUCCGGCAUCCCUGCCGGCAUCAACAUCCCCAACUACGAUGACCUGAGGCAGACCGAAGGCUUCAAGAACGUGUCGCUGGGGAACGUGCUGGCCGUGGCCUACACCACGCAGCGGGAGAAGCUCACCUUCCUGGAGGAGGACGACAAGGACCUGUACAUCCGCUGGAAGGGGCCCUCCUUCGACGUGCAGGUGGGGCUGCACGAGCUGCUGGGCCACGGCAGCGGCAAGCUCUUCGUGCAGGAUGAGAAAGGGGCGCUGAACUUUGACCGGGAGACGGUGAUCAACCCCGAGACAGGGGAGCAGAUCCAGAGCUGGUACCGCAGUGGGGAGACCUGGGACAGCAAGUUCAGCAACAUCGCCUCCAGCUACGAAGAGUGCCGGGCCGAGAGCGUGGGCCUCUACCUGUGCCUCAACCCUCAAGUGCUGGAGAUCUUUGGCUUCAAGGGGGCCGACGCGGAAGACGUGAUCUACGUGAACUGGCUCAACAUGGUGCGGGCUGGGCUGCUGGCCCUGGAGUUCUACACACCUGAGGCCUCUAGCUGGCGACAGGCCCACAUGCAGGCCCGGUUUGUGAUCCUGAGGGUCCUGCUGGAGGCUGGCGAGGGACUCGUCACCGUCACGCCCUGCACAGGCUCCGACGGGCGCCCGGACGCCCGGGUCCGCCUGGACCGCAGCAAGAUCCGGUCGGUGGGCAGGCCCGCCCUGGAGCGGUUCCUACGGAGACUCCAGGUGCUGAAGUCCACGGGGGAUGUGGCGGGCGGGCGAGCCCUGUACGAGGGCUACGCCGCCGUCACCGACGAGCCGCCCGAGUGCUUCCUCACCCUCAGGGACACGGUGCUGCUGCGCAAGGAGUCUCGGAAGCUCAUCGUCCAGCCCAACACGCGCCUGGAAGGCUCGGAAGUGCAGCUCCUCGAGUACGAGGCCUCAGCCGCUGGCCUCAUCCGCUCCUUCUCCGACCGCUUCCCAGAGGACGGGCCCGAGCUGGAGGAGGUCCUCACCCAGCUGGCCGCUGCCGACGCCCGGUUCUGGAAGGGCCCCAGCGCGGCCCCAUCCGGCCAGGCGUGAGGAAGACGUGUGUGUUCCCUCCCCCACCCCGUCAAAACCAGGCUGCAAGUGGCCUGCGCAGUUUGUGUGUGUGCUUGGGUGUCAGGGCCGGGGCAGGGCUCAGACCUCAGGUGCUACCUCGGCUGAGGGCGGGGACAGGACCGUGAAACGUCCUCCAGUGUGCCAAGUGCUCCUCCCCGGCACCUGCUCGGUCCGCGCGGCAUCCAGCAGAGCGGGUGAAACGCGGCUCCUCCUCCUGUGUCCCAGCACACGGGUCCGGAUCCCACAGGUGGCGCGUCGGCGGAGCCAGGGCUCACAUCCAGGGCUCUCCAGUGUGUGGCUUUUAUAACCAGAAAAAUAAAUAUUAGAACCCCCCCCCCCC
Messenger RNA from Lepus europaeus (European hare), 2627 nucleotides. RefSeq names its product dipeptidyl peptidase 3 (gene DPP3). Gene Ontology annotation, molecular function: dipeptidyl-peptidase activity; metalloexopeptidase activity. Gene Ontology annotation, cellular component: cytoplasm. The transcript is spliced from 18 exons. The record is from RefSeq and is a predicted model, not a curated record. Bases 53 to 2266 code for a protein of 737 amino acids. NCBI's taxonomy places the organism in Eukaryota, Metazoa, Chordata, Mammalia, Lagomorpha, Leporidae. Gene Ontology annotation, biological process: proteolysis.